AUGGCUGCGGUUGCUGUUGCUCGGGCAUCCGCAACUUUCAGCACGGCAUCGCUAUAUGUCGGUGAUCUGCAUCCAGAAGUCUGUGAGCAACACUUAUUUGAAAAGUUCAGCACUGCAGGAUCUGUUCUUUCUAUACGCGUUUGCCGUGAUGCUAUUACGCGUCGAUCGUUAGGGUAUGCGUAUGUCAACUUCCAGCAAACUGCUGACGCGGAACGAGCACUUGAGACACUUAACUUUGAUCUUCUUUUUGGAAGGCCAAUGAGGAUAAUGUGGUGUCAACGUGAUCCUUCUUUACGUCGUUCUGCUUCGAGUAAUAUAUUUAUCAAAAAUCUAGAUAAAUCAAUUGAUAAUAAAUCAAUAUAUGACACAUUCUCGAUGUUUGGGAACAUACUUAGCUGCAAGGUUGCUACCGAUAGCGAAGGUAACAGUAAGGGUUACGCUUUUGUGCAUUUUGAAACGGAAGACUCGGCAAUUCAAGCCAUUGAAAAAGUGAAUGGAAUGUUACUUGAAAAGAAAAAAGUUUACGUUGGCAAGUUCGUUCCUCGUGCUACACGGGCGCUUCAGCUCGGCGAGGAAGGUCGGAAGUUCACAAAUGUUUUCGUGAAAAAUUUUGCAGACGAAUUGGAUAAAUUCAAGCUACAGGAACUUUUUAGCAAAUUUGGCCAAAUCACUAGUGCAGUCGUGAUGUAUAAUGAUGAUGGAAAGUCUAAAGGGUUUGGCUUUGUAGCUUUCAAGAGACCUGAAGACGCAAUGAAGGCAGUGAAAGAGAUGCAAGAUUAUGAAUUAUCCCCUGGUCGAAAAUUGAGUGUUUGUCGCGCGUUAAAGAAAGAAGAACGUUCUGCCGAACUAAGGAAGAAAUUUGAAGUUUCUAAAGCUGGUAGCCAGCAACAGUUUCAAGGAGUGAAUCUCUACGUGAAAAAUAUUGAUGAUUCUUUUACUGAUGAAAAACUUCGUGAAGAGUUUGAAAAGUUUGGGAAAAUUACAAGUGUGAAAGUUAUGCUUGAUGAUUACGGCCGCUCAAAGGGAUUUGGUUUUGUUUGCUUUGAAAAUGCAGACAGUGCUUCAAAGGCAAUUGACUCUUUAAACGGAAGAAUGAUUGGUUCAAAACCGCUUUAUGUUGGUAGAGCUCAAAGGAAAGCAGAGCGAAAAGCUCAGUUGGCUUCUGUAUUUAUGCAAAACAUUGCUUCUGUCCGUUUCCGUGGCAGUGGUGUACCCAAUCCCGUUUGUGCUCCUGGGAGCACUCCUUUAUAUGUGGCGCCUCAUGUUUCAAACCAGCGGUCGGCUCCUCUACUUGCCUCCGUGCCACCACAACUGCGAACCUUCCCACAAAGGUGGGGUGCAAUGGGUGCUUCCUCAAGCCAUAUUGGUGUAACACCGCAGUAUAUCGUCCAUGGUUAUGGACAACUUGGACGAGCAGUCGACACCGCUCAUACUUUUGCGCCAGAGGAAAGUUUAUUGACCAACCAGAACUACAUAAACGACUUUAGAUCUCGCUUUUCAGCUGCCAGCAGCAAUAUCUUUCAGCAACAAAAACAAAUUCUUGGCGAACGUCUUUAUCCCUUAGUGGGCCGUUACCAACCAGGGCCGGAUCAGGGUAAAAUCACUGGUAUGAUGUUGGAUAUGGAACCCUCAGAACUAUUAAUGCUAUUGGAAAAUGAAGAGGAACUUAGAGCCAAAGUUGCUGAGGCGGUCAGUGUCCUUAAUCAGGCGAAAGCCGAAUCUGUGCAUCAAUGA
Messenger RNA from Enterobius vermicularis (human pinworm), 1734 nucleotides. Lineage: Eukaryota; Metazoa; Nematoda; Chromadorea; Rhabditida; Oxyuridae. The record is from the annotation of a GenBank genome assembly.